AUGCCGAAGUAUGCUAAGUUCUUAAAUGAUCUCCUGAAAGGGAAGAAUAAACUAGAGGAGCUUUCGAAUGUCAUUUUGAAUGCCAAAUGUUCUGCUGUUGUGAUGAACAAGCUACCGGAAAAACUCAUUGAUCCGGGUAUCUUCACGAUCCCAUGUUUGUUCGGUGGUGACAUUCAAAACCAUGCGUUAGUCGACCUAGGUGCUAGUAUUAAUCUGAUGCCAUAUUCAUUUUACGAAAAACUAGGCCUCGGUGAUCUCAAACCAACUCGCAUGACCCUAGACAUGGAAGCAGGCGAGAAUAUGCCCCUAAUUCUAGGACGUCCAUUUUUGUGCACCGCUAAGGCCCUCAUAGAUGUUUUCUUAGGCACUAUUACACUUAGAGUUGGGGAGGAAAUGAUAAUCUUUAAGGUUAAUAAGGCGAGAGGUUCAGGUGCUCGGGUAGAAGCGGUAGCAUCAGUUAAGGAGAGUGAGAGGGAUGAGAGAGAAGAGAAAUGA
This is a messenger RNA of Helianthus annuus (common sunflower), 495 nucleotides long. RefSeq lists its product as uncharacterized. NCBI's taxonomy places the organism in Eukaryota, Viridiplantae, Streptophyta, Magnoliopsida, Asterales, Asteraceae. The coding region runs from base 1 to 495 and encodes 164 amino acids. The record is from RefSeq and is a predicted model, not a curated record. The transcript has 2 exons.